GAGAACUGACUCAGAGGUACAACAGUGUUUUAUUUCCCCAGAGCUCCAGGAUGCUUUGCCUGAAUGAUGAACUGCUCUUUAAACUUAACCUUGGAUACGUCAGUGCUUUGGUUUUACAGCACACCGUGAUCGUUCUUCUACUAGCAGACUCCUUUAGAGGCCAGUCUCAGGGGGCUAGACCUUCUCGAACAAUAGUGACAUUAGUUGGUGAAGACGUUAUCCUGCCGUGCCACCUGGAACCUGCAGUGGAUGUUGUUUCUAAGAGUGUGGAGUGGGGGAGACUUGACCUGGAACCAAGAUUUGUCCAUGUGUGGCAUGAAGGUCAAAACAUUCUCAGUAACCAAAACCCGUCUUACAGAGGAAGAACAUCAGUGUCCAUUGAGAAACUGAAGCAUGGAGACCUUUCACUGACACUGUCUGCAGCCAAACUCUCCGAUAAUGGAAUCUAUAGAUGCUACUUUCCCUCACAGAAUAAAGAAUCCACUGUUGAGCUUAUUGUUGGUUCUGUCUCCUCAGCGGUCAUAGCUGGAAUUUACUUAAACAGCAGCGCAGUGGUGUUACAGUGUGAGUCUGCAGGCUGGCAUCCAGAGCCUGAGGUGUUGUGGCUGGACGGUGAGGGAAAGCUCCUCUCUGCUGGACCUACAGAGACAGUCAGAGGUCCUGAUGACCUCUAUACUGUCAGCAGCAGAGUGACUGUGGAGAAGAGACACAGCAACAGCUUCACCUGUAGAGUCCAACAGAGGAACAUCAACCAGACCAAAGAGACAGAGAUUCAAUUUUCAG
This is a messenger RNA of Epinephelus lanceolatus (giant grouper), 783 nucleotides long. Lineage: Eukaryota; Metazoa; Chordata; Actinopteri; Perciformes; Serranidae. The record is from RefSeq and is a predicted model, not a curated record.